Messenger RNA from Sclerotinia sclerotiorum 1980 UF-70, 114 nucleotides. RefSeq lists its product with no specific name. NCBI's taxonomy places the organism in Eukaryota, Fungi, Ascomycota, Leotiomycetes, Helotiales, Sclerotiniaceae. Bases 1 to 114 code for a protein of 37 amino acids. The record is from RefSeq and is a predicted model, not a curated record. The transcript has 2 exons.
AUGACUUUGAUUGCUUUGAGAUCAGGAUACGCUUACGGAGACAUGUGCAUGGCCAACCGAAAACAAGGCCUCACAGCCGCCCAAAAACUUGAACAAGUGACAGUCGCCCAUUAG